This is a messenger RNA of Theobroma umbraticum, 2373 nucleotides long. RefSeq names its product MADS-box transcription factor 23-like. Gene Ontology annotation, molecular function: RNA polymerase II transcription regulatory region sequence-specific DNA binding; DNA-binding transcription factor activity; protein dimerization activity. Gene Ontology annotation, biological process: positive regulation of transcription by RNA polymerase II. Gene Ontology annotation, cellular component: nucleus. The record is from RefSeq and is a predicted model, not a curated record. NCBI's taxonomy places the organism in Eukaryota, Viridiplantae, Streptophyta, Magnoliopsida, Malvales, Malvaceae.
CUCAAUAUGCAGCUCUAGUUUCACCACAAAAGCCACUUUUUUCACUUAUAAAACUCUUGAUGACCACCUUAACCACUAGCUGAUUAUUUCCGAAAGCGGUCCAUUGGCUUAACCCUGAACCCUAGAACAACAAGGAGAAAGGAUGGGGAGAGGGAAGAUUGUUAUUCGAAGGAUCGAUAAUUCUACAAGUAGGCAAGUAACCUUCUCAAAGAGAAGAAAGGGGUUGAUUAAGAAGGCGAAAGAGCUCGCAAUUCUAUGUGAUGCAGAAGUUGGUCUCAUGAUCUUCUCCAGCACUGGGAAGCUCUAUGAAUUUGCAAGCACCAGCAUGAAAUCAGUUAUUGAAAGAUAUAACAGCUUGAGAGAGGAACAACAACAAUUGUUGAAUCCAUCAUUAGAGGUGAAGUUUUGGCAAAGAGAGGCUGCAAUCUUGAGGCAACAACUACAGAAUUUGCAGGAAAACCACCGGCAACUGAUGGGUGAACAGCUUCAUGGUUUGAGUGUUGAAGACCUGCAGAAUCUAGAGAACCAACUGGAGAUGAGUUUGAGGGGUGUUCGUAUGAAAAAGGAACGGAUAUUAACUGACGAAAUACAAGAAUUGAGCCAAAGGGGUAAUGUCAUACAUCAGGAGAAUGUGGAACUGUACAAGAAAGUAAAUCUUAUGCGCAAAGAAAACAUGGAAUUAUACAAGAAGGUUUAUGGAACAAGGGAUGUAAAUACAUCAGAUGGAAAUGCCUUAACUUCAUAUUGUUUUGACUCUGGAGAGGGUUCACAUGUCCCCGUUCAUCUUCGACUAAGCCAACCUGAGCCACAAAAUUAUGACACACCAAAUAGAUCUAAGGAUUAAAGGUAAACACAGUUUCUGUAUCAACUAGAAAUCUUUUCAUGUCAUCAUCAAUCUAAGUAUAUUCCAUGAAACUGCAGAAGCCCAAGAAAGACUGUUGCGAGGAAAUCGGACUCAUGUUACUUCAUCCUCAACAAACCUCAAGUCUACAAGAAAAUUAUUCUUGGCAAGAUGAUCUAGAUAAAGUAUAAUCAGUGCAAUGACCAGUCUGACAUUGUUUGUGGCAGUACAAUGAAAUCACUAUAAGUUAUCAGAGGACGAGGAAUCCAUGUACGUGCAAAUCAAAAAGUUAAAUAAAAUAUUGUUUGCACAAAACUAUCUCGUCCAUAAAAAAAAAUUAACCAUUUUUAAUGAGAUCUACGUGUUCUUAUACUGUGUUCGCUAAAUUUUCGAAUGAUUAACAAGUAUUAGAGAGAUUGAAUAACAUGAAAUCCCUUUGCUUGACAUGUUUCUACAAACUGGAAUAAAAACUUAUUUUGGAAGAAAAGGGGGAGGAAUAAAAAAUAUAUCAGGUUACUUUCUAGAGUGAACAAAGAAGGGAGAGGACAGAAAGAAGCUUCAUUGCUUCAUAUUUUUCACCUUUUGCAUGAUAGGUUCAGUCUUUUACAUUUUUUGUUUUCAAUGUAGUCUGCCCGAUCCUACAGCACAAAGACUUGACUUCAUCUUUCAGAAAAAUACAUAUCAAAGAAGGAGGCUCAAACUGUUAAAUAAUUUGAAACUAUAUCUUAAAUUUUUUCUUCCUCGAACUUCAUGUCACCACAUCAGUUUAAUAACAUGUGGGCAGCUUCUUCCUCGCAGCCAGAGCCACCUCUUGUCCUUAUAAAGGUCUGAAUUAGAAACAAAUCAAUUCUCCAUGUUGCAGCCUCCCAAUGUAGCUGUACUUAACUGAAGUAGAGAAUGAUCAAAACCAAUAUUCUUUUAUCUUUUGCAUCACAGGUUGUACCUAUCUUCUCAAACUUCCAAAUUGUUGAAAUGCAAUGCCAUCAUUUAGGAAUGGAUGACAUAAAAGUUCUUCUGAAAGUGAACUGACAAGUCACCGGCAUUGAAUUUCUAAAUUGCAGGGAGUCCACAUAUGCAACUUCCACACAAAUAAAAUUUGAAAGAAUUUCAAUUUACUAGUCAUAAGAUAAACUGCCAUAUAUGAUACUGCUGCACCCAAUAGAAUACGUUGAAUGAACCAAUGGCUUCAUCAAUCUGGGCCUCACUAGGAAAUAGAUAAAGGAUGGCAGCAUGGCACCAUACUAGGUUGUGAAUAUAAGUUUAAUCAUGGGAUCAAAAAAAUCUGAAUGCCCUUUGAGAUGAAAACAAACCCUAAAUUAAAACUAAUACAUUUGUACAUAAGGGUGACCAGUUUGCUAAAGAGUUGAAAUAGAAGUUUUAUAUAUUGGAAUUAAGCAGUCUCGGCCAAAACUAUCAAUUUAAAGAAACAGAAAAAAGAACCACUUUUUUUUUCUGAAAGAUGACGGUUUAUUCCUCCUUUAUCCGUGAUGCCAUAGCAAGUCUUAAGCCUUUUAAGCUAGAGACUCUAAUGG